GGUUCUGAGAAUGUUCUGUUUAAGGCGAACUAUCUUUAAAGGCAAUGUUUUUUUAUGAAUCUUUUGUUGGGUACUUCAUUUGCAGUACUGAAAACUGCACAUAGAUUCUACAUUUUCUGGUUUUCUGGUGUAGCAGAUGAAAUAAGAAAUUUCAAGAAAAUAAGCAACAUGGUGAUGAGCUCCAUGAUGAAUACUGUCCAUCUCGCAGACUAGCACUUACUCAAUCAAGAAAAAAUGGGAAAGCGAAGUUUAUAUGGUAGACUCUGAUAACUGCAUAAGAAGUGCAGAUGUUAGACCAUAAGUAGCAGUUUGUUUUGCCUGUACUAAAAGGAUCUUGUGCUUCGACUUGCUGUCUACAAGACCUUGGAAAAGCAUAGGGGUUGCGUAAAUACAGUGAGCUUCAAUGCUGAAGGAGACAUACUUGUGUCUGGAUCCGAUGACAGAUUUGUUAUGUUGUGGGACUGGGAAUCUGCCCGUGUGAAGCUAUCUUUCCACUCUGGGCAUACCAACAAUGUUUUUCAAGCAAAGAUCAUGCCAUACACUAAUGAUCGAAGUAUUGUAACAUGUGCUGCAGAUGGGCAGGUGAGACAUGCUCAAAUCCAAGAAGACAGCCAAGUGAAUACAAGACAGUUGGGAAAGCAUCAAGGACGAGCUCAUAAGUUGGCAAUUGAGCCAGGAAGCCCUCACAUAUUUUAUACAUGCGGUGAAGAUGGAUCCGUUCGGCAUUUUGAUUUGCGAUCUAGUUCUGCUACAAGGCUCUUCACGUGCAAGGCUUUCUCUUCGGAUAGAUCAGCAUAUAUGCCAACAGUCCAUCUUAAUACCAUUUCAAUAGAUCCAAGGAAUCCAAAUCUCUUCGCAGUUGGUGGGACUGAUGAGUUUGCCCGUCUCUACGACAUCCGCAAAUACAAUUGGGAUGGAUCAAAUGAUUUUGGUCAACCCACAGACUGUUUCUCCCCACAACAUCUGAUUGGUGACGAGCAAGUGGGGAUUACAGGCCUGGCCUUCUCAAACCAGAGCGAGUUACUUGUCUCCUACAGUGAUGAGCAUAUCUAUUUAUUCGCAAGAGAUAUGGGAGUAGGACCAACUCCUGUGCCGCCAUCUCCAUCAUCCGAGGCAAGCAACGCCAGUGGAGAUUCUAAUCCAACUACACAAGCAUCUCCAUCAGCCAAUGAUGCUGAUGCUGAUACUGCUGAACACCUAGUUUACAAGGGGCAUAGAAAUUGUGAUACUGUGAAGGGUGUUUCAUUUUUUGGGCCCAGAGAUGAAUAUGUGGUAAGUGGUUCUGAUUGUGGUAGGAUCUUCAUUUGGAGGAAGAAAGACGGGGAGAUACUGCGUGCUAUGGAAGCAGACAAGCAUAUAGUAAACUGCAUUGAAUCCCAUCCCCAUGUGACUAUGCUUGCUAGUAGUGGCAUUGAGCAUGACAUAAAGAUCUGGACUCCAAAGGCUGAUGAUAGAGCAUCACUGCCCGUAAAAGUUGAACAGGUUGAACCUGGACGCUUUACUUGCCUUGCCCUCGGUUGGGAGUAUGACGAUGACGAUUUUGAUUAUGAGAAUGAUGACGAUGCCGCCGACUUCUGUGAGCACGAAGACAGUGACGAUGAAGACAGUGAUAGUGAUGAUGAUGAUGAUGGUGACGCUAGCGACGAUUACGAUAAUGAUGAUGCUGAUGAUAAUGAUAAUAUUAAUGAUGCGGAUGAUAAUGCAGAGGCAGAGAUCUACAGCCAGCAACAAUAUGGAUGAUACAGCUGCAGGCGUUAACUUGCUAGAGCUUUUUGCUGCCCUUAAUCGUGAUGUUGAUGGUGAUAAUGACAGUUAUGAUGGUGCCGACAACGACUCAGAUGGUGAUGUAGCAGAUACAUGUAGAGUUAACUAGCAUCUGGUGAUCAAC
Molecule: messenger RNA, 1888 nt
Organism: Papaver somniferum (opium poppy)
Lineage: Eukaryota; Viridiplantae; Streptophyta; Magnoliopsida; Ranunculales; Papaveraceae
Product: DDB1- and CUL4-associated factor 8-like
Exons: 6
Coding region: 451-1740 (429 amino acids)
Cellular component (GO): cytoplasm; Cul4-RING E3 ubiquitin ligase complex
Molecular function (GO): protein binding
Source: RefSeq, a predicted model, not a curated record